GUUUUUCUUAUUUUGAUUCUGUAGAGAAUUCUCAAUGGACAGGCAACAUAUUUGUGCUACUGCAUCUGCUAGUACUAGUAGUGCACCUCAUGAACCUGAGUAUCAUCUCAUGAGACACAUGAGGAAUGAAACUCAUGCAGACAAUGCUGUCUUGCCUGCAGUAAGGCACUACUAUCCUGGUAUCUGUCACACCUGCCUCAGAAUGCCUCCUGAUCCUGUGCAUGAGCCACUACAGCCGGGCCUGAUGCGCUGCUCUGGCUGUCAGCUUGUUGUCUACUGCUCCAAACGAUGCCAGAAGAUGGAUUGGCGUCAUCACAGGGACUUGUGCCGUGCCAACAAAGUUGAGGGUGGCAAGAACGUAUUUGAGAAUGCUAAAAAUCAAGUAGCUCAUGGCGGAAGCUGGUUUCGCUAUAGAAAUAGGAUGUACUCAUCAGCAAUGGCGAGCUUGAAGCGUAAACUGGAGCCCUAUGAAUAUGAUAUCUUCAUGUUUCCUCGAGUGUGUAACAUUUGUCUAAGUGCCAAACAAGAUCAACUGGCUGAUUGCCCAAUGUGCCACUCUGUUUUCUAUUGUUCUUCUGAGCACCGAGAUGUGGACCGCCCACAACACCAGACGUACUGCCUGCUGUUUCUUUUCAUGCAUCAAUGCGAUAAAUUCGAAGCUGCGAAGGGCAUGCGAGAUAUUCCUCUUCCCGUCGAAGUUGACGCUGUUUACAAGAACUUGCCUGAUGGACUCAUGACCUUGUUAAAUCCAGAAAAGGAGCGUGAGCCCCUGAAAUCCCUUGGUGUGGAAGGUAUGAAAUUUUUUAUGAUUAUAGGCGAGAGGCUGAGCUAUCCGCUAUCUCUGCAAUAUGUCUUGGAAAAUGUGGGUUUGGGGUCAGAUAACAAACCCCUGCAUGAUAUGACAAAACUGAGCGUGUUUGUAGUCGGAGCCAAGAGUGACACGGAAGUUCUAGGGAUCCACAGAUGGGAAUACCUGGCGCAUCGUCUGCCUGCUCUUCAAGUCCUUCGUGUGGUCUUCAUUGGACCUGAACUAUUUCUUCAUGAAAGUUCAGACGAGGACUCUUCUUCUAAUGAUUACAUUCUGGAAGACAGCGGAGAAGCCAUGUGCGAUGACUGCAAAGCAAAGCCACGCAGGAUUGUCUAUGAGUUAGCUAAUAUGUACUACCAUGAUUUUGUUGUAAGCUCGUAUUAUUCAAAGCCUGAUGUAGUUAUAGCCUACAACUGCGGUUUCGGUGAACAUGUUGACAGUAAAUCCGAAGAUACGUGGCAGUCUUCCUUCCCUCUGCUCGUAGCAGAUCCUGCCGUCCCUCUGGUGUUCACCUCCCACACGCUAAAAGAAGCACAUAGAGAUCUGAGCGCGCUGCAAGCCGCUGCUCCAGUCAAGGUUGUGAUGCCCACGCAGCGCAAUCCUUUCAGCAGCUGUCGACCUCACAGAGAUGACAAAACCGAAUCUCCUGCUUCUAAUCCCUUUUUUUUCUUGAACCAAUACAUAACUUGCGUUCGUCGUGCUGAUGAGUGAUGUUUUCAAAGAAUCUAUUUUCAUUGCUACGGAAUUGCAUUCAAAGCAAUGUUAAGAGAACAAUUUUGAGCCUCACAAAUAUAUACGGUAUAUGAUGGUUUUUCCCGCUGCGGCUAUUUUUGAGUUAACAAGCCCAUUAUUAAUUAUUUGUUGAAUUCUUUUAUGUCUCUUUCUUGAUCGCACAUUCAGUGAACAGGAACUGUACUGAAUCACUUUUUCCCAGACUCAUUACCCUAAUGGAAAUCACUUGAUUAUCCGAUUUUCCGGUUUUUGAAAAUAAUUCGAAUUGGAAAGUGCGCGUGUUUUGUGGUGAUUUGAGCACUUGGGUUUGUGCCUGCACCGAUGGAUUUAUCUUGCGUUAUGUCAAUGGGCGAAUUUUAUGUUCUAUUUUAUACUUCGACUUGAACGUAAUUAUUACACCUGUACUUGGAGAAAAAUGUAUAGUAUCUUUCCAGUUAGGAUUAGAUUUAUCUAAAUUGUCCUAUUCGAUAACAAAUGUAGUUCGCAGAAGUUUUUUGAUAUGACGAUGGUAAAAACACCAACAGUGGCAUUAUGGUUUUGUAAUAUAAACUAAGAUCAGCAUCAUGGCUGAUAUCUAAAGGAUUUAAAAAAUAAUGAAGCUCUCAAAAAUAUGCCACUGCAUGCA
This is a messenger RNA of Hyalella azteca, 2165 nucleotides long. RefSeq lists its product as uncharacterized. NCBI's taxonomy places the organism in Eukaryota, Metazoa, Arthropoda, Malacostraca, Amphipoda, Hyalellidae. Bases 35 to 1519 code for a protein of 494 amino acids. The transcript has 3 exons. The record is from RefSeq and is a predicted model, not a curated record. Gene Ontology annotation, cellular component: extrinsic component of mitochondrial inner membrane.